Bacillus rossius redtenbacheri is the source of this 1435-nucleotide messenger RNA. RefSeq names its product NADH dehydrogenase [ubiquinone] 1 beta subcomplex subunit 8, mitochondrial (gene ND-ASHI). The transcript is spliced from 4 exons. Lineage: Eukaryota; Metazoa; Arthropoda; Insecta; Phasmatodea; Bacillidae. The record is from RefSeq and is a predicted model, not a curated record. Gene Ontology annotation, cellular component: mitochondrion. The coding region runs from base 622 to 1149 and encodes 175 amino acids.
CGACAGACUCGGCCAGGUGUUAGACAAGCAAGUGUAUCAAGCAGUAAUAAAGUACAGUGUUUUCUCAGUCAUUUUCCGUUUAUUUCAAGGCGUCCUGGGUGGCCUGAACAGCCCAGGUUGUUUAAACUAACGACGCACUCCUGCCUGCAGGCAUGGGGUUGAACCCCCAAUCCCCCCUCUUUUAACUUCUUUGUUACAAUUAUCAUGAGAUAAUUUUCAAUUCAAUAUUUAUUCUAAACAUAAUCAGGCAGCGGGAGUGACAACAACUCGACACUUGUUAUUUAUUUGUUGAUUGGCUUUUUUUUUUUUUUUCUUGUAUCAUGGAUGGUAAUAUUUUAUUUAAAAAAAUUAGAAGUUUAAAUAUGGUGAAAAAAAAUUUUUUAUGGUUACUGAAUAUUACUAAAAAUGUAAUUCACAACCGUUAUUACUGAACAUUAGUUAUUUAAUUCAAAUAAAGUGUUUAUAGUGUUACACUGCAUGAACGUAGUAUUUUAAACUCGCUUUUUAAGAAACAAUGACUUUCAUUUUAUUAAUAAAAAAAAAUUAAGUUAUUUGUUUUAUUAAAAGGAACAUCAUAUUGCUUAAAUGUUGGGUUCACUUUUAUUUUAAUUAUUCUAUGGAAUGAAAAUGGCAGCACUGACGAGAGCCUUACAAGGUUCAAGAAUUUUCAAGUUAAAUGCUUCUCCUGUAUAUCAAGUAUUUCGCAAUCACUGGAACAAAGACUGGAAACCGGGCCCGUACCCUGUCACUAAGGAAGAAAGAGAAGCUGCCGCCAAGAAGUAUGGGCUGUUGCCAGAAGAAUAUGAACCCUAUCCAGAUGAUGGUCUAGGCCAUGGAGACUACCCCAAGUUGCCUGAUAUCGCAGCGGAAUCAAAGGACCCAUACUAUCCCUGGGACUUUCCAGAGCACAAGAGGAAUUUCAAUGAACCACUCCAUGUGGAAGCCGACAUGUAUGGAGAAGAUCGCUUCUACAUCAACGAGCGCCCGAGGUAUUCUGUUUGGACCCAUCUGGGCGUGUUCUUGGCAGUGAUGGGAGGACUGAUGGGCACCUACUACUUCUUUGAAGACAGAAAGUCAUUCCGGCCUGUGCUUCCUAGACAGUAUCCGACCCCAGGAGUGGUGCAUUACACAUUUGAACCUGCUGAGUAGUCAGCGUAACUUGGCGCAAUGGAUUUGUUAAUAUUGCCUACCCAUGAACAAUAAAGUGUGACAGUGAAAAUAGACAUUUUGUAGUGGUGUGUGCGAUUGCUUAAAUUACAUGGCACUCUGAGGUAAAAUACAGUGACUGUCAUUUUUACUUGUUAGUUUCAAUACCUCAAUGCUUUUAGUUUGCAAUACAGAAGAAAUGUGAUAUUUAAUUUUUAUGUAAAUUCAGCUUCUAAAAUUGAUGUAUUUAUUUACAUUAAUAAAUUGUACAGUUUAAAGUUUCAUAAAA